Messenger RNA from Zophobas morio, 2264 nucleotides. RefSeq names its product zinc finger protein OZF-like. Gene Ontology annotation, biological process: regulation of transcription by RNA polymerase II. Gene Ontology annotation, cellular component: nucleus. The record is from RefSeq and is a predicted model, not a curated record. The transcript is spliced from 3 exons. Bases 243 to 1556 code for a protein of 437 amino acids. Gene Ontology annotation, molecular function: RNA polymerase II cis-regulatory region sequence-specific DNA binding; DNA-binding transcription factor activity, RNA polymerase II-specific. Lineage: Eukaryota; Metazoa; Arthropoda; Insecta; Coleoptera; Tenebrionidae.
AAAAACACCAAAAGCAGCCACAAUGGUAAACUAAAACAAAAUUUUCACUGGUUUCCAUCGAAAUUCACACAGGAUGGUCGUUUUAUUGGUGAGGUGAUGGUUCGUUUUUUCCCGACACGGCGAUGGAGCCUCCUCUUUAGAUCACACUACUAAUCUUUCUUUGGUGGUUGGGGGAAAAACUGUACGCACAGGGUGCAGGGUUGCAUGUUAACACAUUCUAGUCACAAAGCCAUCAAACACAAAUGACUAACGCGCAAGCCAAAGAGAAGGUGCGCAAACACGAGUGCACGGUAUGCCAAAAGAAAUUCCUCACAAAGCACGACCUCAAGAAGCACCUACGGGUGCACACGGACGAGCGGCCGUACGUGUGCAAGGAGUGCAACCAGGGCUUCCGGCAGGCCGGCUCGCUCAAGAACCACGUGGCGGCCAAGCACCAGAUCGGCCUGCCGACCCUCCAGACCUACGUCUGCCACUACUGCAACAAAGAGUUCCCGGUGAAGGAGCGCCUGCGUCUCCACAUCCGCAUCCACACUGGGGUCAAACCCUACCAGUGCCGGGUGUGCCCGAAGACCUUCGCCCGCGGCGGGCAGCUGGUGCAGCACAUGCGCACGCACACGGGGGUCAAGCCCUACACGUGCAGCAUCUGCAAAGCGGCCUUCACGUGCUCGGCCAACCUCAAGCUGCACAUCAAGGGCCACCUGGAGAUCAGGGACUACGUGUGCGACAUUUGCGGGAAGAAGUUCUACCGGAGGGACGCGCUGAAGAAGCACCUCACGUGCUACCACGGCAACCUGAAGGCCUUCCACUGCAAGAUAUGCAACAAGCAGCUGAAGGGUCACCUGCCGCAGCACAUGAGGGUGCACAAGAAAGACAAACCGCACGGGUGUGGCCACUGCGGCGCCAGGUUCGCGCAGCGGUCGCAGCUGACGGUGCACCAGAGGAUACACUCGGGGGAGAAGCCGUACAGGUGUCAGGUCUGCUGGAAGGCCUUCGCCCACUCCACCGCGCUCAAGCUGCACAUCCGGCGGCACACCGGCGAGAAGCCCUUCGUCUGCGUCCUCUGCGAGAACGUGUCUUUCUCCCAACUACCGCACCUCAAGAAGCACAUGCUCUGCAUCCACAAGAGCUCGAAGCCGUACGUGUGCAGCUUCUGCCGGAGCUUCCACCAGACGAAGAACGACCUCGACGGCCACUACUCCAACUGCAAAGACUACGCCAGCCUGGACAAGAAAGCCGACCUGCAGACGAGCUCGGUGGAGCCGCCCAUGUCCCUCGAGAAGAUGCGCUUCCUGCUGGCCGUCCUGCUCAAGAAGAUCUCGUCGCAGCAGCGCCUGGAGGAGCUGGGCUUCAACAAGCGGCUCAUCGACGACAUCCUCGUGGACUCGAUAGAGAGCUCGGGGCGGGAGCCGUGCAGGGACCUGGGGCUGAGCGUGGCGCAGAAGCUGAAGAAGAACGUGGAGAUCUUGCUGGAGUGGACGGUGCCGAAGCAGUACAUGGAGAAGUUCCGGAACGAACAAAGGUCCACGGAAGAACUUUUAGAGGAAUUAACAUCUUAAUCAAAUGUAGUACAAUGUAGAUGUAGAUGUAGGGUAGCUUAAAGUGACUGUUGCUAUUCUAAGUCUUGUACCCGGUUUUUAGCGUAGCGCUUUCUUUGGGAGAUUGUACCUGGACGGGUAGCAAUGGCUUUUCCGCACUGUUCUUGCCCAAGGUGUAAACCCGAGUACAAAUCAAAACUAGCUUUAACGAAAGCACUCUAUGAUUGUCACAGUACCAAAGGAUGAGCCAAAAGGUUUACUUGUGCAGAGGACGCGUACAACUAGCUUUAUUGUUUUUUAUUUUAUUUUAUAUUUUUUUCUUAGUUUCUAUUUUAUAAGACUACCAAAGAGUUUUUGUUGAAGUAAUUUUAGUUGAGAUUUUAUUUUACACUCUAGGUUCUAGUGCAAUAAUUUUUGUGGCAAUUAUAGACUCGUCUUCUAACUUGUUUGGCAUCACAACUCUUUAUCCAAACUAAUACUUGUGGUGUGAUGAUGUUUAUACAGAACUAUACAGUGGGGGCACUUUAUUUUUUUUAUGUUAGUACGUGCAUUUGUGUUCCUUUUAACCGGCAAUUUGCGGUGCCAUAUUUUUCCACUAACAUGCAAAGAAAACGCGCCACCACUGGCUAAGUGUUAAUCUUUAUAUUUUCUAAACGUAUAGUUUUUGAUGUAAUUAUUGUUAUGGGCCAUUUUUGAUCCCCUCCCACUCUAAAUAAAAGCUUAAAAAUC